Messenger RNA from Olea europaea var. sylvestris, 2497 nucleotides. RefSeq names its product cysteine-rich receptor-like protein kinase 42. Gene Ontology annotation, molecular function: ATP binding; protein kinase activity. The record is from RefSeq and is a predicted model, not a curated record. NCBI's taxonomy places the organism in Eukaryota, Viridiplantae, Streptophyta, Magnoliopsida, Lamiales, Oleaceae. Gene Ontology annotation, biological process: protein phosphorylation. The coding region runs from base 62 to 2074 and encodes 670 amino acids. The transcript has 6 exons.
AAUAUUUCACUGGGUAGACCAUAGAAUUUGUAAAGCUACCAAAUCUCCACAGAGAAAGGCCAUGGUUUUCAUUUCAUUUUACAUGCAUUUGUCAAGCUCAAAUUGUUCGUGUUUCAAAUGGAUCGUAAUCUUCAUGUUCUUGUACAUGUUCGCAUUAUCUCAAGCUGAUCCAAGGAUUUCCGAAGCUGGGCUUUUCUGUGGCAAAUCAAGGCCGCCUCCAAAUGCCAGUUACAUCCCACUGUUUGUUAAAGAAAUGAGAUUUCUUUCUCAACUCGUGACAUCCCAGAAUUGGGGUAGUUCUGCAAUGAAUAAUAGUGCUAUUUCGAUUUAUAGUUUAGCCCAUUGCUAUAGAGAUUUAUCACACGAUGAUUGUCUACAGUGCUACGCCGCAAGUCGAACCCUCCUCCCCCGCUGCCUUCCCGCCGUGAGUGGCCGUAUAUUUCUCGAUGGGUGCUUUUUGCGGUACGAUAAUUACAGUUUUUUAGGAGAAACAGUAGACCCAAAUUGGGAUAAACGGAAUUGUAACAGUUCAAUUGAUGAUAAUAUAAAUCAGAUUCAGUUCACGCGAUCGGAAUUUAAUAAAACUGUUGAGGAUCUGAUUCAUAAUGUUACAACAAGUGCAGCAUUGAACGAUGGUUACGCGGUGGCCGGCUUGAAGGGUGUUUAUGGUUUGGCUGAUUGUUGGAAAACUUUGAGCACAAAUGGUUGCAGAGAGUGUUUGACGGCGGCGGGUAGGGAGGUGAUGGAGUGUUUGCCCAGCCGGGAAGGCAGAGCAAUGAACGCUGGUUGUUAUUUGAGAUAUUCUACUAAGAAAUUCUACUCUAAUCAUUCUGAUACAACAAAUCAGAGUUCCGAAAUGUUGAAGACGGGGACAGUUUUGGCAAUUGUUUUGUCGGUAUCGGCCUUCUCUAUGCUCUCUGUAUUUUGCGGUUAUGCAGUCUACAGAAGAUGGAAUAAACGAAAUCAAGCAAGAAAAAAUCUUGGCCUAAUUUCAUGUUCUUACAACAAGUCGAAUUUGAAUUUCAAAUACGAAACUCUCGAGAAAGCAACAAACUAUUUUGAUCCUUCUAGAAAAGUAGGACAAGGAGGAGCCGGAGCUGUGUAUCGAGGAACCCUAACAAAUGGAAAGACUGUGGCCGUGAAAAGAUUGUUUUUCAGCACUAGACAAUGGGUUGAUGAGUUCUUCAAUGAGGUUAAUCUCAUCAGUGGAAUUCAACAUAAGAAUCUUGUGAAGCUUUUGGGUUGUAGUAUUGAAGGCCCCGAGAGCUUGCUCGUUUAUGAAUUUGUACCUAACAAGAGCCUUGAACAAUACCUCUUUGAUGACAAGAAGGUUAAGAUUUUAAGUUGGAAGGAACGCUACGAUAUUAUAGUCGGAACAGCAGAAGGUAUUGCUUUUCUCCAUGGAGGUUCAGAAUAUAGAAUAAUUCACCGGGACAUUAAGACUAGCAAUGUUCUUCUUGAUGAGAAUCUUAAUCCCAAAAUUGCGGAUUUUGGACUAGCUCGAAGUUUUGCCGUUGAUAGAUCUCAUCUUAGCACAGGAAUUGCAGGCACAUUAGGGUAUAUGGCUCCCGAAUACCUAGUAAAAGGACAACUCACGGAGAAGGCUGAUGUUUACAGUUUCGGCGUGUUGGUUCUUGAAAUGGUGUGCAAUAGAAAAAGUAAUGCUUUUGUCGAUGACUCGGGUUCUCUCCUUCAAUCGGUUUGGAAACUGUACAAGACAAAUAGAUUGACAGAAUCCGUCGAUCCUUCUUUAGAAGGCGAUUUUCCAGAAUGUGAAGCAUGGAGAGUGCUAAAAAUGGGGCUUUUGUGCACACAGGCUUCAGUUUCUUUAAGACCGUCCAUGUCUGAGGUUGUCCAAAUGCUUACUGAUUUCGACUGUCAAAUUCCCGAACCGAAUCAACCACCAUUUUUGAAAGCCAGCCUGCUUUCUGCAACCACCACUCAGUCAUCCUACAGCAUAAACGGUUUGGCAUCAAAUGCACAGACAAGAUUUGACGCAUUUUACACCUCCACAGAAACCUCUACUCAGAGUUCAGAUGCACAUCCCAGAAGUAAAGAACAGAGUAAAAUAUAGGAACCCGAGUUUUUUAUAUCAAGUGAAACACCAGCACAGCACAAAAAUCGAACAUACACAUCCGACGAAUGCUGCCUAGACAGCCACGAAUAAGGAAAUACAAGGGCAAGUUUUUGUACACUUUGUUAGUAUGGUACAGAAGCUCGACUCUGUAGAGAGUCUAGAUACCCCGCGAAUGUGUUAUAAACGUGCUCAUGAUCUACAGUAUAGUAUGAGGGAUAAGUUUUGAAAUACAGAAAUUGCUUGUCAAAUUGAAAAACGAGUACCUAUGUCUAGUCCUGCUUUUUUGCCAAGAGGCAAUCUUUUCUACUGGGGUUGCUUUGAUUUUUAUAAUAUAUUGUGACAUGCCAUCAUGACAUCAAAGAACGAAAUAUUUUCCAUCAAUUUGUAUUUUUUUUGCUAUAAAGUUGAAUUUUUCAUUGA